This is a messenger RNA of Daucus carota subsp. sativus, 1195 nucleotides long. RefSeq lists its product as uncharacterized. The coding region runs from base 236 to 1195 and encodes 319 amino acids. The record is from RefSeq and is a predicted model, not a curated record. Lineage: Eukaryota; Viridiplantae; Streptophyta; Magnoliopsida; Apiales; Apiaceae. The transcript has 2 exons.
CUCUCUCUCUCCCGCAUCUCUUACUCAAUCUCUCCCGUAUACCUCUCUUCUGAAUCUUCUCCAUCUCGCUCUUUCAUCUCUUUCUCUCAUCUCGUUCUCAUAUCUCUCAUCUCUCGAAGCUCGAAUCUGCAAAAAUUUGGGAAAGGGGGCUGGUUCGACGACUUUAAAGAAGGAGCUCUGUUGUUUUUCUCUCGUAGCUUUAAUUUGGUCGAACUCUAACUAUAAGAACGUAAAGAUGAGUGAAAUAUGGAUUAAUCUUCCAAGGUUCAGUGAAGAAUACAGCAAGGGGGUUAAAGAUUUUGUAGAAAAUGCUAUGGUUCAUUAUGCUGUAGAAAAUGAAAUGAAGUGUCCUUGUAGUUUAUGUAAAAGUAAGCAAUGGUGGGGUGCAGAACAAGUGUAUAACCACCUGAUUUGUAAUGGUCCAUCUGUGGUAGAAGUUAGUUGGAUUUACGACGUCUCAAACAUGGUAAAUGGUAGUACUGAAUGGAUGGAUUGUCAAGAAAAUGUCGGGUUCGAAGAUAAUCUGGAAGAAAUGUUGAAUGUUACUUGCGCCUACGGUGGAGCGAAUGCAGAUGCAAGGAAAUUUUUUCGCCUUGUUGAGGACGGAAAAAAGCCAUUGUAUCCGGGCUCCAAAAAAUUUACUCGGCUAAGUUUCCUUGUUAGGCUUUACCACUGGAAAUGUCUACAUGGAGUAACCGAGUCGGCAUUUGGUGAUCUAUUACUACUAAUAAAAGAGGCAUUCCCCGAUGUUGAAGUACCAUCCUCUUUCAAUGCUGCUAAAAAGGUAAUCAAGGAUUUAGGCCUUGACUACAAAAAAAUACAUGCAUGUCCAAAUGACUGCAUGUUAUUUUGGGAUGAAAAUAAGGAUGAAAUUUCUUGUAGAAACUGCGGUGCCUCAAGGUGGACUGAUGCGAAAAAUGGAGACGACAACAGCAAGAUUCCAGCGAAGGUCAUGAGAUAUUUUCCUUUAAAACCAAGGCUGCAGCGAUUGUAUAUGUCAAAGGAUUUCUCUAAAUUAAUGACCUGGCACGCAGUGGAGCGAAAGAAAGACGGAAAGUUACGACAUCCGGCAGAUGGCAAGGCCUGGAAGCUGAUGGAUUCAAAAUAUCCAACAUUUUCAGCAGAAAAACGGAACAUACGAUUGGGAAUAGCUGCUGACGGGUUGAGGUUUGUACCACAUCUUCACUAUAAUUAA